AUGAAGUCAUCGCUUGCACUAGGGGCUCUGGCUACAGCCACAUCCACCGCAGCCGCCACAGCAAGGCAGAUCUGGAACUUCACCGACAUCAUCACGAUUGAGAACAGUGCUCUGCGCUCAAACGGCCAGCUUCUUCUCACAACUUUCACCAACGCGAGCUUGUACUCUCUGGACACCCUUGCCCGCAGUCCCAAGGCCGACCUCGUCGCACAGCUGCCAGGCGCAACCGCCAUCGGCGGCAUUGCUGCGAUCGGUGCCGACAAAUACGCCAUUGUGGGCGGCAUACGUGGUAACUACAGCUACACCAAUGAGACUAUCUACACUGUAGACUUUAGUGGGAACCUCUCGACACCCACCGUGAAGAUCGUGGCGACAGUUCCCGGCGCUACCAUGUUGAAUGGACUGGCCUCGUUGCCCUCAUUUCCUCACAUCGUCCUCGCUACCGACUCCCGGCAGGGCAAUCUAUGGCGCAUCGAUACGGAUGUAGGGACUGCCGAGAUCGCGUUCGCAGAUGAUCUCUUUGCUGUGCCGGCGGGCGCGGUGACACCGCUUGGUGUCAACGGAAUCAAGAUCGCCGGUGGUUACGUAUACUUCACAAACACUGGUCAGUAUAUCUUUGGGCGAGUCCCGAUUACUGAGGAUGGGUCGAAGGCUGGCGAUGCGGAGGUCAUUGCCAAUGCUACGAACGGUUAUGACUGGGACGACUUCGCCAUUGACACGGCAGGUAACUUCUAUACUGCGCAGACACCAAACGCAGCUGGACAGGUUUCCCUGGAUGGAACCUACGGUACACUUGCGGGAGGUGAAAACAGCACGUUGUUUCACCGGCCAACGUCGGUAACAGUCAGUGAAAACACCAAGAAAUUAUACGUGACGACCGGAGGAAAUACAAUAAAUGGGAUUAUGUACAGUGGACAGGUCAUUGAAGUGCAACUGAAAAAGAACACCAGUCUGAGUACAUAG
Molecule: messenger RNA, 963 nt
Organism: Truncatella angustata
Lineage: Eukaryota; Fungi; Ascomycota; Sordariomycetes; Amphisphaeriales; Sporocadaceae
Exons: 1
Coding region: 1-963 (320 amino acids)
Source: RefSeq, a predicted model, not a curated record